Messenger RNA from Salvia miltiorrhiza (redroot sage), 3263 nucleotides. RefSeq lists its product as uncharacterized. The transcript has 19 exons. The record is from RefSeq and is a predicted model, not a curated record. Lineage: Eukaryota; Viridiplantae; Streptophyta; Magnoliopsida; Lamiales; Lamiaceae. Bases 527 to 2941 code for a protein of 804 amino acids.
AUUAUUUUAUUUUCUUGCAAAUAUUUGACGAUGAAACGUUGAUGCUGUUCAGUUUUAGGCAAUUCUGCAUUUCGCAUAAACAACCUCCGUCUGCAUGCUCUCUCUCUCUCUCUCUCACGCACACACCCACCCACCUCACACACUAACAUCAAAUAAUAUAUGCAGAAAGAAACCGUUAUUCAGGAACCGAAAUCCUCAGAGAGAAAAAUAAUAAGGAUCAAAAUCCUCCAAAAAGGGAAAUCAAUGCACAUCUAAUUAUGAAACACUGAUAUUGGUACGGGGUUUGCAAUUAGGAUUAUCAUCAGCUGUUGUUGCGAUCUUGAGAAUUUUUUGGCGGUGCAGUUCUAUGUGCGCAUGAUUAUAAACCCAGGAGUAGGCUUGUGAUGACGAAGUUGCUUGAAUUUUGAAGACAUAGGCUGAAUUUUAUGAAAUAAUGCCGGAGAAUGCUUGCUUCUCUAGGAAAUAAUAAUAACUACAUACUAGGUCCCGUCAUGUAGUGGAAUCCAGAGGAAAAAUCAGUGUAGAAAUGGGGACAAAAGAAAAUGAUGAUGCUCAGGAAGACUGGUCUGAACCACCAUCACCAAUUGAGGUGUUGCAGCAGUUGUCCAAGGAGGCAGUUAGAAUGGCAGGUGAGGCAUGGCAUCAUGCCUAUCCAAGUAGUACUCCAAAUUUGGAGUCAGUACCAAGGCAUAGGCGUGCGCGAAGUGAAAUAGUCACUUCAAGUCAUAAUCCCAGCGGUAGCACCAGUAAUUUCCAAAGACUGAAGGGUCAUAUGCAAAGGGCUUUGCACUUGGGUGGCCGUUGUUCACGUGAUGAUAGCCAGUAUUCUUCUUUCGAUCCUGAGAUUCUGGCUAAUCAGAAAAGGCAGUGGUAUCAGCUUAACUCUAAAACACUGGGUACUGACAUAUAUCAAGAGCCAACCUCGCUUUUUGAACACUUUGUUGUUGUGGGACUCCAACCAGACACCAAGCUUGAGUUUGUUGAGGAUGCGUAUAUAAGGGGAAAGAAAUUUGAGAAACAAAUGAAAAAAAUUGAAGCAUCUGAAUUCAGUAUGCGGCCACUUCGGCCGCCCAAAUUCCCAAUGAUGGAACCUCAGGUGCUCUUCAUGUAUCCUCCUAGAAAGAAGUUGGAUUUGCAAUUACAGGAUCUCGCUGCAUUUUGCUUUCCUGCAGGUGUUAAGGCUCGCGUAUUGGAGAGAUCACCAUCAUUAAGUGAGUUAAAUGAACUUGUUUAUGGACAGGAACACUUGACCAGAGAUGAUUUCUCAUUUAUAUUUUCACUAAAGGUAGCAGGCAAUGCCACACUUUAUGGUGUUUGCUUGCAAGUUCAAGAGGUUGUUCAGAGGCCACCUGCCAUUUAUGGGUCUCUAUCACCUCUUCCUCAAUCACAUUCUGGUGGUAGUAGGUGGUUGAUUUCUGCUCCUCGUUGUUAUUGUAUCUUGACAAAGGUGCCACUGUUUGGGUUACACUAUAAGAUACUGAACAGCAUGGUUGCACAGGAUCGUCUGAAUCGGAUUACUAAGUUUGUUGAUGAAAUGGCUCUUGCUACCAGUGUUCCUUCUCAAUCUAUGCCAAAGCAGCUUUCAAAUGUGAAGCCUUCUGGUGCUGAAAGUGGCACAAACUGGAUGGCCUCUGCAAUUCCUGUUAAACAUGCCGUAACUCUUGCUGCUGCAGCAGCAGGCAUUAUCUCCGAUGAGGAGGCAUCAUCAAGGUGUCAAUAUUCUCCUAGGAGUGCUACGGCCAGUGAUGCAUCAGAUAAAAUGAGGGAUUUGGUUAAGGAUGGCAGCAAGAACUUGAAUGCUUGUGAUGAUAGUCCAUCUGAGAAUUUGGGAAACCAAUCAGAUAAUGUCCAUACUUUAGAUGCUGCCUCAGACAUCUGUCAGAAAAACCAAUCAGCAACAAGCAUUCGGAGUCUCGAAUCCUUAUUUAGUCCAGCUAGAAGUAUGGUGUCAGAUGAUGGUUCCAAUAGCCAGGUUGAAGAUCCAACCGAUGAUGUGGUAAUGGAAUGGGCAAAGGAAAAUAAGAAUGAUUUGCUACAGAUAGUUUGUGGCUAUCAUCGUCUUAAUCUUCCUGAAAGGGGAAGCAAAAUCAAUUUUCAGCCGCUGGAGCAUAUGCAGCCCAUUGAGUUUCGACGGUUUUCUGCUUCUGACCUUGGACUCUCUGAGAAGUAUCUUGAUCAUAUACUGAAAGUUUCUAAGGAAGAUUCUCAGGUCAAGGUAAAAUUAGCUAAUGCCGAGGAAGCUUCUUCACUCUCUCUAUGGUCAAUAGCUACCAUAUGUCGAGUUCUUUCUCUUGACAAUAUCCUUACCUUGAUCGCCGGUGUAUUGUUGGAGAAACAAGUUGUUUUGAUGUGCCCAAAUCUGGGUAUCCUAUCGGCUGUGGUGUUGUCCAUCAUCCCUAUGAUUCGUCCAUUUGAGUGGCAGAGUUUAUUUCUUCCAAUUCUGCCAGCGAGGAUGGUGGAUUUUCUGGAUGCUCCUGUUCCAUUCAUUGUCGGCACACAACAUAAGUUGACUGAUCUGAAACGAAGAGCUCCUAAUCUUGUUCAUAUUAAUGUACUGAAUGACCAUGUGACUUCUUGUAAUCUUCCUCGACUCCCCCGAUAUCAUUGGCUUAUUACGGAACUUAGGCCUAGCCACUCCAAGUUGUCAUGUGAAGACUCUGACUCUCCAAGGCAUCCAGUUUAUAAAUGCGAUGAAGUGCAGGCUAGAGCUGCUACUCAAUUUGUAACUGUCUUGAGGAAAUAUCUGGAAUCAAUUUGUUCGGAUUUGAGGUACCACACGAUCACGAAUGUACAAUCCAAUGAGAAGGUUUCAAUACUUCUCAAGGACAGCUAUAUUUAUUCCUUUCCAGAAAAGGACCAGCCUUUUAUGAAGUUAUUUGUAGAGACACAGCAAUUCUCCGUUCUGUCAGAUUAUAGCCUGUUGUGCAUUGAGAAUGAAUAGCCUUAAGAGUAUGGCUUGCCAGAGACACGAGACACGACUAGAAAUGGUAAUCGUGAAGGUAUGUACAACCCUCCUCUCAGAACCAUGGCUGCAGUAUUAUGAAGGAAUCAUGAACACUACAGCUAUAUCUGUGGCAGAUACUAUCAAGAGCAGCAUUCCUUGAUUGUAAAUGUGUCCGAAAUUUUUCUUGCAUUUUGAUCAGCAUGUACUCAGUCACAAACCUACUGAUUAUAGAGCCAAGUAUCAGCUUAGAUUGUCAGUUGCUUACAAUGUCACAUACUACCCUUGAUUAAAUAAUUAAACGGCAUACCUUUACUUAAUA